CACCACCUGGACACGCUCAGCAACCAUGUCGGCAGCAGCAAAGGACCCGAUGGCAGGCCACCCGGGCCACCUCACCCAGGAGCACAAGGCCAUCCUCCAGCAGUUCAAGCAGGAGCUCGCCGCAGAGGGCUACUACGACCCGGAGAAGCACGACGAUGCCAUGCUCUUGCGGUUCCUCCGCGCGCGCAAGUUUGACGUGCCCAAGGCCAAGAUCAUGUGGAUCGACACCCAGAAGUGGAAGCAGUCGUUCCACGUCGACGAGCUGUACGACACGUUCGACUACUCGGAGAAGGCCGCCGUCGACAAGCUGUACCCGCGCUUCUACCACAAGACGGACAAGGACGGCCGCCCCGUCUACAUCGAGCAGCUCGGCAAGCUCGACCUCGGCGAGCUGUACAAGGUGACGACCCCGGAGCGCCAGAUGCAGUCGCUCGUCGUCGAGUACGAAAAGUUCCAGCGCGACCGCCUCCCGAUCUGCUCCGAGCUCCAGGGCCACGUCGUCGAGACGUCGUGCACCAUCAUGGACCUCAAGGGCGUCGGCCUGAGCCAGUUCUGGAAGGUCAAGGGCUACGUCCAGGAGGCAUCGAGCAUCUCGCAGAACAACUACCCCGAGUCGAUGGGCAAGUUCUACAUCAUCAACGCGCCGUGGGCCUUCUCGACCGUGUGGUCGCUCGUCAAGGGCUGGCUCGACGAGGCGACCGUCGCCAAGAUCCACAUCCUCGGCUCGGGCUACAAGGACGACCUCCUCAAGCAGGUGCCCGCCGCGUCCCUCCCCAAGUUCCUCGGCGGCGCGUGCGACUGCCCCGAGGGCUGCUCCCUGUCGGACGCCGGGCCCUGGCACGGCAAGACCAAGGCCGAGACGGUCGCCGCGCUCGACAAGCUCAAGAAGAGCGUCAGCGUCGAGCGGGGCCCCGACAUGGGUCGCAUCGCGCCCCCGGGCCAGGAUGCGAGCGUCGUCCCGGCCUGAGCGUCCUUCGUCCCUGCUCGGCUCUCCGCACCUCUCUCUCUCGUCACGACCCACGACUCGUCCUCGCCUUUCCCCCUCCCCUCGACCGCCAUCUAUUCUUCUCCCUCCUCCUCGUAGACGUUGCCCUCCCCCCCUCCUCGCCAGCGGUCGUCCCUCUCCCCAACCACGACUUGCCCUUGUCCCGAUCUAGCGCGGCUGUAACGCAAUCUCUUGCAUACCCUUUC
Molecule: messenger RNA, 1191 nt
Organism: Rhodotorula graminis WP1
Lineage: Eukaryota; Fungi; Basidiomycota; Microbotryomycetes; Sporidiobolales; Sporidiobolaceae
Exons: 5
Coding region: 26-967 (313 amino acids)
Source: RefSeq, a predicted model, not a curated record